CAGAGUGUCACACUGCCCCUCCCGCCCUCCGCCCGGAGUGGGGGCGUGGAGCGCGGGAGGGCGGGCUUCUCCGCCAGCCUCACAGCACCCGGAGCGCACUGGCCUCCUGAGAAGGGCUCAUAGCGCGCAUCCAGGAGCCCGCAGCCGGCCGCCGUCUGCCCUGGUGCCCGGGGCGGCUGCAGGGUUCCUGGAGAGCGCGUCCAGCCAUGGAGCCUUUGCACAAAGACGCCGAGACGGCGGCGGCGGCGGCGGCUGUGGCAGCGGCAGAUCCCCGGGGGGCAUCGUCGUCCAGCGGAGUGGUCGUGCAGGUUCGCGAGAAGAAGGGGCCCCUGCGCGCCGCCAUCCCCUACAUGCCCUUCCCGGUGGCUGUCAUCUGUCUCUUCCUCAACACUUUCGUGCCGGGAUUGGGUACAUUCGUCUCGGCCUUCACUGUGCUGUGUGGGGCACGCACCGACCUCCCGGACAGGCAUGUGUGCUGUGUCUUCUGGCUGAAUAUCGCUGCAGCCCUCAUUCAGGUGCUCACGGCCAUCGUUAUGGUGGGCUGGAUCAUGAGCAUCUUCUGGGGCAUGGACAUGGUCAUCCUUGCCAUCUCCCAAGGGUACAAGGAUCAGGGUAUCCCACAACAGCUGUGAGCCUACGGGACCUGCGGGGGAAGUCCAGGGUCCUGUGAGGGCCACGCCAGGUGGCUCCAGGCACAAGGACCUUCACAUAUUCUCUUCUGCCAUUUCUCAGAUUGGGGUAGAAAGGGAGUACUUACAAAACAUUAUUUAUUUUGGGAAACACACCUGCUUUUCUUAGCAGGCUCCGAGGCUAACUUCUCUCCCUGCUCCAGAGUGCACGGGAGGAACAGGCCCAGAACAUCAGACUGGGCUAGAGGCAGGAUAGUGACAGUGCCAGGGAUACUGGGCAUGCUUAUCCAACUAUACACUGAAUAGGCACCAAGACCUGUCAGGCUGGGCUGCUGUAGGUCCCAUGCAGGUGAUCAGUCACUCUCCUAGGCGUCAGGACUUCGCAGAACACUUCCUCUGGAUCCUCACGCCCUGCUCGACCACAUGGUUCCCUGUAUUUGCUCGGUGGUCUCCCAAGGGCAGUGUCAGGGUGGGGGUUGCCAGUGUGGAAAGGCCAGGUGAUAGCCCAGUGUGUAAAAAAUUCUUGGGUUCCCCCAGGAGUCUGAUAACACCCCAGUGUUCGAGUUGUUGGGUGUGACUUUGUGACUUGACUGGGGGUAGGGGGGAGGUGGCACCCACUCUACUUCUGGAAUGUUACUGCUAGCAUCUGGAUGCUUAUAUGCAAAAUGAACAGACCAAGUUAUGAAUGGCUGCAGACCAGCAGCCCUCUUGGAUAUAUUUACUAUGGUCUUUGGUCCCCUCUCCUUUUUUCCCCCCCUGACAUGCACGUGUUUCUGAAUCCAGAUGGUUUGUUUUGAGGAAGAUGAUGGAAUCCAUUCGUUACUGUUUCUUGACAUCCCAGUGGAGUCUGGGCUUCCCACCCACCGCCAAACACGUGGAUAUCACUAGAGAAUCCUGUGAAUAGUCAGAUGCACUGGAACUCAUGAAAUGUAAAUAGCCUUGCCCAAGCAAGUCCUGGGGGAGUUGGCUACUGGACUGCAUUUGAACCGUGAGACCUGCAGAGUGACAUCAUCAGGUUGGGGACUUUGACCUGAAGUUCAUGCGUGCUGCAAGAAGACGCAUCGUGAGGCUGAAGUUGUUGGCGUGGCAUGUGCCCCUUUAAGCAGCAAACCUGGGACUGAUCAGUACAGAGCCAGAUCCUUACUAGGCACAGAAAACAUCAGGAAGUGGGAAGGUACCGAUAUGAAAUUAAGAGAAAGGCCGACUCAAACUGAUGGUGAUGGGGUGGCUACUUACAUCUCUCUCCAUCUCAUUCUAACGUAGGAAGAGCUAACAUGUGGGACAGACCCAGGGCUCAGUUCCCGGUCAUGCUGGCCUUGAGCCAUCAGUGGGUCCCUCAUCGUCUGCCUGAAACUCUGUCACAGUGUGGCCGGGGCUAAAGAAAGGAGCCGUCCACUUUCUGCCUUGGUGGAUGGAGGCUCUUGAAAAGCAGCUCCUGUUUCUCUGGGGUUCCAAGACCCCACCCCACCCCACCCCACCAGCCUUCUUAUUUGCAAUCUUUAGAAGUCCCUGACAUCAUGAAGAGAUGGAGACCCAUGACGUACUCAUUUCUGGCCCUGACUCUGGGCUGGCUCACCUGUCCUACCCUGUGUCUAUCCAUCAGUUUCUUCCAAGGCUGUGUGGGAACGAGUUGUACCUUUGGAACACCUGCCAAGGGGUCUAGUUCUUCCUGUG
Molecule: messenger RNA, 2303 nt
Organism: Mus caroli (Ryukyu mouse)
Lineage: Eukaryota; Metazoa; Chordata; Mammalia; Rodentia; Muridae
Source: RefSeq, a predicted model, not a curated record